AUGUUUCUGUCUAAAAUUAGACAAGAUGUCUUAACUCGCUCUGCUUUCAGAGUGAGGUCUCGGAUGUUCCUGAACUCGCCGAAGAGAUCGGUGACCUCAAGCGUGGACUGGAAACCUAUCAAGAGCACCAAGACUCCUAAUGACAAAAGUGAAAACAGUAGUUUUACGAGAAUGAUUUUCCUCGGGCUUAUGAUCGCAAUGCCUGUAGUAUCGUUCUAUCUAGGAUCCUGGCAAUUACGCCGUUUGAAAUGGAAAACCAAUCUCAUCGCUACGUGUGAAGAUAGAUUAACGUACCCUGCGUCUCCGUUACCAAAAGAUUUUCCGCCAGAAGAAGCGGAAAAUUGGGAGUAUCGAAAAGUUAAAAUUACGGGUGAGUUUAAGCAUGAUCAGGAAUUGUUCGUGGGUCCUCGAGUGAGAAAUGGUAUCAAAGGUUAUUUGUUGUUCACACCAUUUGUAAGACAAGACACCGGUGAAAUACUUUUGAUUGAGAGAGGGUGGAUAAGUGACGAUAAGGUCGUUCCAACCAAGAGGAGCUUACACCAUCUUUCAUUACCUACCGGAAAUAUCGAGAUUGAGUGUCUGGUGCGUGUAGCAAAAAAAUUAGGAACGUUUCAAUGGGACAAGGAGGACCGAGACAGCAGAUUAUGGCAGAUUAUCGAUAUCCCUGAUAUGUGUGCAGCUAGUGGAGCAACGCCGCUUCAUUUGCAAUCUCUCUACGACUUAAAAGAUCACAAUUGGGCCCACUGCCCAAACGACGUCAAUCCAAGUGCUUCCACGUCCUCAAAACCAUCUAAGUGGAAAUUUUGGCAAAGAUCUAGCCCACAGGUACAGUCGAGCUCUUCCAGCUCCACCAAUUCCCCAAUAUCCGAUGACGCCGAGUUCAACGAAUGGCAACUUGUCAAGUCCGGGGUUCCGGUUGGAAAAACUCCUAAGAUUGACCUGAAAAAUAACCAUCUUCAAUACUUGGUCACUUGGUAUGGACUAUCGUUCCUCAGCACAAUUUUCUUAAUCGUUGCGCUGAAGCGUAAUCGCGGAGGUGCCGUUUCUCAGGCACAGCUGAAGAAAGAUAAAUUAAGGCAUGCCAAGAAAUAUAUGUGA
Molecule: messenger RNA, 1098 nt
Organism: Lachancea nothofagi CBS 11611
Lineage: Eukaryota; Fungi; Ascomycota; Saccharomycetes; Saccharomycetales; Saccharomycetaceae
Source: the annotation of a GenBank genome assembly